CUCCAUUCACAUUACGCAACAGUAGCGGUACCGGAAAAAAAAAUGUGCUCCACUAAGCAAAAACAAACGCAAAAUCGCUCCGCCGACAACGGCGGCGACUGGCGUGAAGAAACCAUCGCCGGCGGAUCCUUAAAACAUGUAGAUUUAGACAAAGGCAAAAACGGCUGGGCAUCACCCCCAGGAAACCUAUUCAACCUACGUGGCCCAAACUACUUAACCAAAAAGACAAAAAUACCCUCCGGCGCGUGGCUCUUACAACCCGCUGGUGUCGACUGGCUCCGAUCCAACUCCAAACUGGACCACGUCCUCGCCCGACCCGACAACCGCGUCAUGCACGCGCUUCGCAAAUCCCACGCGCCUCUCAAGACAUUCAUAAUCGCUGUUAAUCUACAAGUCCCAGGCAGGGACCACCACAGUGCGGUCUUCUACUUCGCUACAAACAACGAUGAACCGAUCGAACCGGGUUCAUCACUCUACCGGUUCAUUAACGGUGAUGACGUGUACCGUAACUCCCGGUUCAAAAUCGUGAACCGGAUCGUUAAAGGUCCAUGGAUUGUUAAAGCAGCAGUUGGGAAUUACUCAGCUUGUAUAUUAGGUAAAGCUUUAAAUUGUUAUUACCAUAAAGGUCCUAAUUAUUUAGAAAUUGACGUUGACAUUGGUAGCUCAACAAUUGCUAGUGCAAUUUUACAUUUGGCGUUAGGUUACGUAACGUCUGUUACGAUCGAUAUGGGGUUUUUAGUGGAGGCACAAACGGAAGAGGAGUUACCGGAAAAAUUGUUUGGUGCUGUUAGGGUUUGUCAAAUGGAGAUGAGUUCAGCUACUUUUGUUGAUAAUACGACGUCGUCGUCAAGGAAAGUAUUACCUAAUGGUAAUUUACAUAAUAGUAGCAGAGUUCAAGCAGAGGAGAACGGUGAAAAUGAGGAGGAUUAACAAAAAAAAUGACUUUUUAAUUUAAUGUUUUCUAAUUCUGAGGGGAAUUGUUGGUGAAAUGAAAUCCCAUGUAGAUAGAUGUCUAAUUUUAAGGUGAAGUUUUUUUUUUUCCCCCUCUAAUAAAAGUUCCUUUCUUCCUCCCA
Molecule: messenger RNA, 1073 nt
Organism: Lycium ferocissimum
Lineage: Eukaryota; Viridiplantae; Streptophyta; Magnoliopsida; Solanales; Solanaceae
Product: protein ENHANCED DISEASE RESISTANCE 2-like
Exons: 1
Coding region: 43-930 (295 amino acids)
Source: RefSeq, a predicted model, not a curated record